Messenger RNA from Amyelois transitella, 5195 nucleotides. RefSeq lists its product as uncharacterized. The coding region runs from base 300 to 3035 and encodes 911 amino acids. The record is from RefSeq and is a predicted model, not a curated record. NCBI's taxonomy places the organism in Eukaryota, Metazoa, Arthropoda, Insecta, Lepidoptera, Pyralidae. The transcript is spliced from 21 exons. Gene Ontology annotation, molecular function: RNA binding; 5'-3' RNA helicase activity.
UUAGACUGUCAGUUAUUUUCUUGUAUUGUUUGUAUACUAUGGUUUAUAGAUAAAUAAUAAGUGAAGGAAUGGUGUUUAAAAAUAAUAAUGCUAAGAUAAUCCUGAACAUAUCUUUGCAAAACUUAAUUACUAAUUUUUCUAGCAGUGAUGUGAUACAAACUUAGGGAUUUUAUUGCCCUUUGCUUGUACUGAGACACAAAAGAUUAACUUUUAUUAUUAUCAACUGUGGUGAUUCUUAUCUUUAGAUACUUAAAGACACUUUUAUGUAGAACCAGCAGAGAGCGACCCUGGAGUUCAAAAUGGGAGAAGUAAAUAAAGAUAAGCGAAUAUACUGUGAAGUGUGUGGUGUAGUGGAUGAGUUUUAUGAUGAAUAUCCUAAUGUAUUCCAUGAAAACACUCCAAAACAUCUCUGCAAUUCUAUACUUCUAAAUGUGAAGAACAACAAGGCAUUCUUCGCCGGCAAUCGUGAUGGUAUUAUCAUUUUGGGCUCAGUCGAGAGUCAACCUCAUGGCGAUGACGUCAUUGAAAAAAUUGAAGAUAGUAGUAAGCGGAAAUUAAGAAUCAAUGUGAAGCCGGGCCAAGGAGCCAGAUUCACAUUCAGUAUGGCCAACGACAUGCGCCAAGAAGAUCUGGUUGUAGUUGGUGUGAUACUGGCGCAUCCACAGCCGCAAUUCUUAGUCAGCGACCAUCCUUAUGAGUUUGGUGGAGAACCGCACGUGUUGGCUCAAAAAACCUGUGUACCGAAUGCUGUGGUUAUUGACUUUAUCUCCGCUGACAUCGGCCAGUACGAGAUGCCUAUAAUAUUCACUUUCUUCAAACCCCGCCUGGAGAAGAGUUUGAUCGUCAUGCGUGAAAUGGUUGUAUAUGUCCAGGAGAAUCCAAUUAACUACGUGGCCACCAAAAGUCCUUACGACAAUAGGUCUUGGGAAAAACCGGACCAUUUCAUACCGUCAACUAACGUGAUGAGCCCACAAAUGUACAAAGUUCCUAAACUGAUGAAAAUCCUCUUCGCACGAGGUUUGCGCGAAGACGCACUGGACGGGCUAAAUUAUCCUGAAGAGAUUAUGGAACAGCUGAGAAUAUACCUUAGAGAUACAAGAGCUAUUCUCGACGAGGGCAUAACAAAAGAUAAUUACAUAACAUAUUUUCGUAAUUUGCUUUGGUGGGAAGAAGUUAUUGAGAAAAUAAAUUUAAGAAAAUACAACAUGACCAAAGUAAAAUUGCAAAAGGAGGGCGUUUUCUAUAUGCUGGAAAUACCAGGAUUAGCGGAGAAGCGGCCUUCUUUAUUGCGCGGGGAUAGAGUGAUACUUUGCCCUGUAGAUAAUACUAAAGUGAAUUUUGAGAGCUACAUCAAGAAUUUGGAGGACACCAGGGUUCAGUUAGAUGGAUUUGCUGACAGUUUCCACGAGCACUUCGGCCCUGAAGUGGAAUUCAACGUGCGGUUCCUGAUGUCGCGGGUGCCUGUCGAGCGGAUGCACGAAGCUUUGACCAAGCUGCACAGCAGCAAGCAAAUCUGCAGGGUGUUCCCGGAGCCCAACAGCAAGCCCAAGCUGAAGAACAUUGACAGUUUCUACAACCGUCUGAUCCAAAACAACGCGGAGCAGCGGUCGGCUGUGCAGCAUAUAGUGUCGGGCACGUCCGGCAAGGCGCCCUACAUCGUGUUCGGCCCGCCGGGCACCGGCAAAACUAUGACGAUAGUCGAAGCCAUCAUACAGUUGGUGGUGAGUAAUCCCCGGAACCGGAUACUGGUGUGCACGGACUCCAACAUGGCGGCCGAUCACAUCGCUGUCAUGCUGCUGCAAUAUAAAAAAGUUCUCAAUAUAAGCAACUAUCUGCUUCGCGCCAACUCGCAGUCCAGGGAAUGGACGGUGAUGCCCCCUGUCCUAGCUCCCGUGUCCAACGGGACCAACCACGAGAACUUCUACUCUGUCAGCAACGUGCAAAUGGCCACCUACAGGGUAGUCGUAACUACGCUGUCCCAUGCUGCCAAAUAUGCUUCACCACGCAGUCAACACGCGCACAAAUUGCAAAUGACGCACCUGUUCAUCGACGAGGCUGCGCAGGCGUCGGAGCCGGGCGCGCUGGUGCCGGUGAGCGGGCUGCUGGCGCGCGCCGGCCGCCUGGUGCUGGCCGGCGACCCCGAGCAGCUCGGGCCCGUCUGCAUCUCGCGGGAUGCGCACCAGCGCGGGCUGGGCACGUCCCUCCUGGCACGGCUGUACAGAGACUACGAAGACCUCUACUCAGGGGACGCCAACUACAUCACGAUGCUCAUCAAGAACUUCCGGUCGGAUCCCGACAUCUUGAAAAUACCUAACGAGUAUUUUUAUAAGAAUAACUUGGUGCCGCAGGCGAAACCGGACCCGCUGAGCAAAGUGAGCAUCCUAGGCCUCCCGGGCGGACAAAGAGCAAUCGUGUUCCACGCCGUGCACUCCGUAGAGCAACGGAUGGGAAACGCGCCCAGUUACUACAACGAACGAGAACUGGACAUGGUCAAGAGGUACAUCAAGGCCUUGGUGGAAACGCAUCGAGUGAACCCCGAAGAAAUCGGCGUGAUCGCGCCUUACAUCAGACAGGUGUACAAAGUCAAGGGUUGGUUGACUAGCGAGAAGUACGAGAAGAUUGAAGUGGGCACCGUGGAGUCUUUCCAGGGCAAAGAGAAGAGGGUCAUUAUUGUGUCCACGGUCCGGGCGAACUGCAAGCUUCUGGACUACGACGCUAAGUACAGUCUCGGAUUCUUGGUCGAUGAUAAGAGAUUCAACGUAGCCCUGACCAGAGCAAAGUCCAAGUUGAUCAUAAUCGGCAACCCGGCGUGCCUCGUCCGCGACAAAAAGUGGAGGGAAUACAUGGACCUCUGUCGCGAAUUCGAAUGCUACUUCGGACAUGAGUCCCAGCAGUUGGAGCGAACAGCCGCCAUGCAUUUAGAAGUGAAAUCCAGACUUAGCAAGUCUAGGGUCCUCGACGCUCUCAAAGAGAGAGACGAGAAUGACAAGGAAGAGAAGAAAAAAAAUAAGAAAAAAAAUAAGAAGCAAAAAUAAGAAGCAAAAAUAAGAAGAAAUAUUUAGAUUGUUUAGAAUUAUAUUUGUAAGUUUCACACAUAUAAUUCUAAACAAUCAGAGAUGAGUAUCAUAUACAACACUCCUCUUUUCCGGGUAGGCAGAGUUAGUAUUCACCACGACUCUGCUUGAUACUGUGCAGUUCUUGUUAUUUUACACAAUUUUAUGUGACUUGUGAUAGCCUCGAGCCGUAAGGGAUAAAGAUGUCAUGUGUGAUAAUAUUUUAACAAAUAUUUUUUUACAAAUUUCUGUCUAACCUGCUGUAAGCUUGCAUUUAUAUGUAUAGAAUAUUGUUUUUGUUAAAGUAAGACGGGACCAACCAUGUUUGCUGGUGAAUUUUCGUCUAUAUGACAAACAUAUCUUGAACAGGGUAUUAACGUAUUGUGCUUGAUUUUUACGUUCACUCUAUUUGAUAAGAAAAUAAAAAAAAAAAAAUAUUUUUCCAUCUUCCAUUAUAGCCGUGUAAUCUAGAAAACGAUGGCUCUUUGAAAACAUUUUCCUUUGUGUAAUUGAAUUUUUAAAUUUUACUAAAUAAAAAACGUAUUAUGUAAAUUAUUUUUAAAUUUAGGUUCAUGAUUGAGCCAUCUGGAAGUAGGAACCUUACAGUCUGGUAGAUACUGUUGGUUCUGAAGCAGACACAGUCAACAGCCUCGACAAGACUGAAAUAAUUAAGGUAUAAAGACGUGAUAUUUAAUGACAAUUUAAAGGUGACAAAUAUUUGUUUAACAUUAAAAAAUAAAAGUCCACUAUGACUUGUCUUCUUAUGAAUUUUUUAUACCAAAAAGUUACACAUACCAAAAACAAACUUUCAUAAGAAAAUUUGCAUUCCAAGCUCCGAAGAAAUGUAACCUUUAUAUUUACAGGCCAAACUGUAAGUUGCGUCGGUUUAAAAUAGAAUUAAACUUUGGAUGAUGAAUCAUAGUUUAAUUUGAAGGUGCCAUAUAAAUGGCAUUAUUGUUAAUCCUUUUCUUUUGGUGGGUUAUAAAUUGUUUUUUAUGUUUUGUGAUACAUUGUUAUCAGCUAAUUUUGUUUGUGUAUAUUCUUUUUUUUAAAUCAUAUUGACAGAUGUCGUCGAAAUUUACCAUAAUGGUGAAUGUUUAUUUUUGUAGCUUUUAUUUCUAUUAAAUAUCAUAGGGGUGCUAUUAGAAAAUCAUUUUAGCGAGGCAAGGUUCACACAAUAAAUAAAUAAUAUAGAAUAAAUAAAUGAUUAAAUGAUUGCAAAGGGUUUAGCCGGAUACGUAUGACGAGUCGGCCCCCAAAUGGGAAUCGAUAUCGAAACUUUUGUUUUAAUAUCGACUUGAUGUUCAAACACGAUUUAUGUACUUUUCGCGACCGACUUCCGCUUUGACCUUGAGAUAGAGAGCAAAAUAUCCGUAUGCUUGACUAUUACUGAAUGUGAUACAUCUCUGAAGCUAAUUAAGAUAGGGAAGUGAAACUAACGCAAGGUGUUAGGUUACAUUACAGAGUAUAUCACAUACCUAUAUCUGUUUCGAUAUCGAUUCCCAUUUGGGGGCCGACUCGUCAUACGUAUCCGGCUAAACCCUAUAGUGCAAAUACUUAAUUCAAUUUUCAAUAAGUAUUAAUAUAAAUACAUAAGUUGCGUAUCUGUUGAAUACAUAUAUUCACUGAAUUAUACUUAUUAAUACCUUAUUUGUGAGGAACAUAUAGAUUGAGAUUUUAGAGAUUGACUUUAUUAUUAUUUUAUAUAGAUAUUAAGAUUAAGCUAGGAUUAUUUUUUAUAUUUAGAAUGUCCGUCGACAUUCCAAAUCGAUGUUUAUGUAACGGAGUUUAUUCCAUGUACCUGCUCCAUUAUGGCCAAUAUAAGAAUGUAGAAAUUGACUUCUGCCAAAUACUGUAAUUAUAACUAUGCGUAUUUUUUUUUUGUUAAAUUCAAUCAUCAAGCGAACUUUAGUUACAUGUUGGAAAUAUAAUAUUAUUUAAUCUUAACUACCUAGAAACAUCGACAUACAUCUACAAUAAGUAAAAAUAUAUUUUUUUAUCUAUUAUGUAAACUUUAUUGAAUUACCAUUGAUUGCAAUAUGAUAGAAUUUAUGAUUGAUUUUAUUAUAAUUAAUUUACUGUGUUUAUUCUAAUUAUUUUGUAAUAAGGUUUAAGACAAUAAAGUGACAUGUUUGUAAACUA